AUGAUUAAGCAUACAAAAAAAACUGUUAUGGGUAGUCAGGCCUGGGAGCUUGUUGUUCGCAUCCGAGACUACUUUGAAAGAGAACUACAAAAUAAUGGACCUUUGUUACCAUUGAAUCGAAUUGUGGAACGAGUAGCCGAAGCUCUAGAUAUUGGCCGCAAUACUGUUUCGCGUAUAACACGUGAGAAAAUUGGCCAAGAAGGGAUGUCUGAAAAUAAAUUAUCGACAUUCGAUACCCAACAAAAAAACGGACCAAGGUGA
This is a messenger RNA of Parnassius apollo (apollo), 261 nucleotides long. NCBI's taxonomy places the organism in Eukaryota, Metazoa, Arthropoda, Insecta, Lepidoptera, Papilionidae. The record is from the annotation of a GenBank genome assembly.